Molecule: messenger RNA, 4340 nt
Organism: Onychostoma macrolepis
Lineage: Eukaryota; Metazoa; Chordata; Actinopteri; Cypriniformes; Cyprinidae
Gene: trim23
Product: tripartite motif containing 23
Exons: 11
Coding region: 63-1802 (579 amino acids)
Biological process (GO): intracellular protein transport; vesicle-mediated transport
Cellular component (GO): plasma membrane; cytoplasm; lysosomal membrane
Molecular function (GO): zinc ion binding; GTP binding; GTPase activity
Source: RefSeq, a predicted model, not a curated record
GCGUGACCAACAGAAGUGUGUGAAGUUCACGCCGAUGUGUCAUCAGAUGGUUCAGUCCGAGGAUGGCCGCUGCUGUCGGUGUAAAUAAACAGGCGAGCGCAGCGUCGAUGGAGCCGUGUGUGAGACACGGUCGCGGUACAGCCGCUAAUGCGGUGAAGGUGCUGGAGUGCGGUGUUUGCGAGGAUGUGUUCUCACUGCAAGGCGACAAGGUGCCGCGGCUGCUGCUGUGUGGACACACGGUGUGUCACGACUGCUUGACCCGUCUGCCUCUUCACGGCAGGGCAGUUCGCUGCCCCUUUGACAGACAGGCCACGGAGCUGGGAGACUCGGGUGUGUGGGGCCUGAAGAAGAACUUUGCUCUGCUAGAAUUGCUUGAACGGCUGCAGAAUGGGGCCAGCAAUCAGUCAGGCAUGUCGGAGGAUGUGCUUCGUGAGAUGGGCGAGUGCAUAAUCCGCUGUGAUGAGGACGAGACUCACACUGCUUCCGUGUACUGCACGGUUUGUGCCACACACCUGUGUGCCGAGUGCUCCCAGCUCACCCACUCCACCCGAACGCUGGCCAAACACAGGCGUGUGCCGCUGGCAGACAAGCCCCAUGAGAAGAUGCUCUGUCCACAGCACCAGGUGCACGCCAUUGAGUUUGUCUGCCUGGAAGACGGCUGCCAGCCGGGGCCGCUCAUGUGCUGCGUGUGCAAGGAGUACGGGAAGCACCAAGGACAUAAGCAUACUGUACUAGAGGCUGAAGCCAACCAGAUCCGAGCAUCCAUCCUGGAUAUGGCCCACUGCAUCCGUACAUUCACAGAGGAAGUGUCCGAGUACUCCAGGAAACUAGUGGGCAUCGUGCAGCAGAUUGAAGGAGGAGAGCAGAUCGUGGAGGACAGCAUGGGCAUGGCUCACACUGAACAUGUACCAGGAACCGCCGAGAGCGCCCGGUCUUGCGUGCGUGCCUAUUUUGCGGAUCUACACGAGACGCUGUGCCGUCAGGAGGAGAUGGCUCUGAGCGUGGUGGACGCACACGUGCGAGAGAGGCUGAUCUGGCUUCGACAGCAGCAGGAGGACAUGACCAUACUGCUGUCACAGGUGUCCACUGCCUGUCUGCACUGCGAGAAAACACUGCAGCAGGAUGAUUGCAGGGUGGUUUUGGCGAAACAGGAGAUCAACCGGUUACUAGAGACGCUGCAGAAACAGCAGCAGCAGUUUACAGAGCUGGCCGACCACAUUCAACUGGAUGCAGGCAUCCCUGUUACUUUCACAAAGGACAACCGUGUUCACAUUGGUCCAAAAAUGGAGAUCCGGGUUGUGACUUUGGGCUUAGAUGGAGCUGGCAAAACUACUAUUCUCUUCAAACUGAAGCAAGAUGAGUUUAUGCAGCCCAUACCAACCAUAGGUUUUAAUGUAGAAACUGUUGAGUACAAAAACCUGAAAUUCACCAUUUGGGAUGUGGGUGGAAAACACAAACUCCGUCCACUAUGGAAGCACUACUAUCUGAACACACAAGCGGUGGUGUUUGUGAUUGACAGCUGUCACAGAGACCGGCUGAUGGAGUCUCACAGUGAACUGGCCAAACUGCUGACAGAGAAAGAGCUCAGAGAUGCUCUGCUGCUCAUCUUUGCCAACAAACAGGAUGUUCCCGGCGCGGUGUCUGUGGAGGAGAUGACGGAGCUCCUGAGCUUACACAAACUGUGCUGCGGCCGCAGCUGGCACAUCCAGGGCUGUGACGCCCGCAGCGGCAUGGGUCUACACGAGGGGUUAGACUGGCUCUCACGUCAGCUGGUGGCCGCAGGAGUUCUGGAUGUGGCCUGAGGGACGCUUAACCACACCUAAUAGACUUACGACUUAAAACUCAAGCCGGUCCAUGCCAUUUGCACCCUGUCACCCUGCUCAUGUUUACCCACAGUACCACGUCAUACCAUCAUACAUUAGUAGACUUGCUGCUGUGUGCGCUCGUGGCUCAAUGGUGUACAUAAGUGGAGCUUAAAUAGGAGUGAUUUAAGCGAGGACUCCAGGUUAAAUACAAGGCAACAUGCAGCCGGUUACCACCAAACAUCAUUUCAACUCGGCUGUGACAGUUGCUUUGGUUGCCCCGUAGACUUCCAUUGUACAUGCUUUACUGUAAAAAUGAUUUUUGUUGGUUUUUACAUAGUCCCUACUUGGGUCCGUUUCACAGAGAGUGGUAAUCAAAAACAUUUGCAGAUGCUGUUCAUUAAUGUGUAUUUAACCUGGACUAUUCCUUUAAAAACAAGUUGAUGGACAUUACUAACUAAACUUGCUGUCCCUUCUGUUAAAACAGUCAAAUUUGCUGAAAAUGUACUCACUCUCAGGCCAUCAGAGAUGUAGACGUGUUUGUUUAUUCAUGGAAACAGAAAUGUAGCAUUACAUCACUUGCUCACCAAAAGAUCCUCUGCAGUGAAUGGGUGCGAUCUGAAUGAGAGUCCAAACAGCUGAUAAAAACAUCACCGUAAUCCACACCACUCCAGUCCAUCAAUUAAUGUGUUUGUAGUCAAAAUCCACUGACAUAUCCGUUUAGAGCUGUUAUGGCUUGUAAACGUUUUUUUCAUCUGUGCAUAUUUCUCUCCUGAUUCAGACAAGACCUCAAUAUUAUGUAUUGUGGACUCGUAUUUUAGCUCGUUUUGAUAAAUUAGUUUCUUGCAAAAAAUUUUCACUUCAUGUGAUGUUAAUUGAAGGACUGGAGUGGUGUGGAUUACUGUGAUGUUUUUAUCAGCUGUUUGGCACCCAUUCACUCCACUGGUAAGCAAGUGAUGUAAUGCUACAUUUCUCCAAUUCUGUUCAGAUAAAGAAACAAACUCAUCUACAUCUUGAGUACAUUUUCAGCUAUUUGUUUUUUCUUUUCACUUUUGGCUGAACUAUUCCUUUAACAUGUAGCUUAUGAUACUCAUCUUUUCAUGGUCACUUUACUCAUUUUGGUCAUUUGUGUAAUAGUAACUAAUGCCUGGAGAUAUUUUGCGCAUAUAUAGUAGAUGUGCUUAAGCAAAAUAUACUGGUUAUUUCUGUACAGACACCCUCAUGAAAUCCCACUAGUGUUGUGUGCAAACAGCACAAGGUUUAAAUAGAUCUAUUAAAUGUUUUAAUCGUAGGCAAAUCCCCUUAGGUAAGGAGAAAACUAGGCAUCAAUCACCAGAUUCAUGGUUUCUGCAAUGUGAAGUGCCUGUUAAUGUGUCAGAUUAGCUACUGAAAUAGUAAGAAAGGACAUGUGAUCAAAUCCAUUGCCAUUGUUUAAAAGUUACAUGCAAGUAAUGGGGUGAAUUUCACAAAACCUGUCAAUAACAUGAAUAGGUCAUGCUUUCCUUUAAUAUCAAAGAAACAAAUAUAUAUUUUGCAUUCAUUACAAUCAAGCACAUUUUAGCCUCAUAUUGUCAUAUACCCUCUAAUGUAAAAAAAAAAAUCUAAAUCUCAAUGUGAAAUGCUACACAUGGUAGUAUUGCCUUUGUGGAUUUGUAUUAAAAUAAAUCAUAGUACAGUAAUGAAAAUUAUAACAGGGAAUAAGAAUUUCAACACAUUUGUAUGGAGCAUAAUGUGCUUAAUUGUUAUGAAAAUUACAAAGCUAAAAAAAAAAUUUUUCCGGUUAUGCAAAAUUAAAUUGAUUUUUGGAGUAAAAUGUGACCCACUUGCAUUUUUGUGAGAUUCACCCAAAGGCAUACCAUUAUUCUUGUUUUUUUUAUGGCUAUUGUGAAUUUUUGGCUUUAAAUGAGCCUAUAAAAAAUAUUUAUUGAAAUGUACAUUGUGGUCUUAAGACUGGUGCAUGGGUGUAGGUGUAUUUUCACCAUGUUUGGAGAGAUGGAUAUGUCUGUGGCAAAAAAUAAUGUUACUGAUAUUUAUAUUUUAAAGGAGGAUUGUAGUUGUCAUAAAAUGUAUAAAUUCGCUCCCAGUCCAUCGGUCCACUGCUUAUUAAUAUCUGGCUAUCUCAUUUGUUAGAACAAGUAUUUCUUAGCAUCUUAACUAAAGCAAACACUGUUACAUUAUAUGAAUAUUGGUUCAUCGGUGUACUUCAGCUAUAACACAAAUGUGGCUGUAUGUAAACGCUCCAUUAUUUGACAGAUUAUCCGCAUUAGUCGGUUUUAGGAACCAUCCUUUGGUUUGAAACAUUGAUCCUCAUUGCUAUGUAAUGUUGACUAACUGUACUUAGGUGAAACGCAUGUGUGAAGCCUUUCCUCGUCCCCUAUCGCAGGAGGAUCUGAAGUUGUGAAAGGCUUUGUCGUUAAUGUGAGUUUUGGAAGCCUCUCAAGAAGCACAGUUCACAUCCACGUUUGUUGUUGAUUUGAUGAUGGCUUUUUGUAUAACCAUUCAUAAUGUUAUGCUAUUAAAAACAAAGCUGAAAACACA